Messenger RNA from Fragaria vesca subsp. vesca, 1987 nucleotides. RefSeq names its product protein Asterix-like. Bases 66 to 386 code for a protein of 106 amino acids. The record is from RefSeq and is a predicted model, not a curated record. The transcript has 4 exons. Gene Ontology annotation, molecular function: protein folding chaperone. Gene Ontology annotation, biological process: protein insertion into ER membrane. Gene Ontology annotation, cellular component: endoplasmic reticulum membrane. NCBI's taxonomy places the organism in Eukaryota, Viridiplantae, Streptophyta, Magnoliopsida, Rosales, Rosaceae.
GAGACUUCCGAGUUCCAGCUAUCUGAAACUGUUUGGAUCGAGAGAGGUGGAGUGAGGUCUUAGAGAUGUCAUCGACGGCAGCGAACGAUCCACGUCAGCCGGCGGCGGCGAAGCGCUACGUGCAGACGGCUGUAUCUCCGGAGGAUCUACCGGUGGAUUACUCCGGCUUGAUCGCCGUGGUCUUCGGCAUCGCCGGCGUCAUGUUCCGCUAUAAGCUGUGCUCGUGGCUGGCGAUCAUCUUCUGUGCUCAGUCAUUGGCGAACAUGAAGAGCAUUGAAAACGACCUCAAGCAGAUCUCCAUGGCCAUGAUGUUUGCUAUUAUGGGAUUGGUGACCAACUACUUCGGACCGGCUCGACCAGGUGGACCUCCGAAGACCUCGAAUUGAUUGGAGCAAAGAGAAGAGAUGUAACAGUAUGCAGUUUCGUUUAAUCUGUUUACAGUUUUAGUUUUAUGGUUUCCGAGUUUGGUUUUAAGUUUGGUAAUGGACUAUCAAUUCUAUUUUGAGGAAAAAUCUGUGUGGUUCUGCAACUGUCUCUUUUAUGGCUUUCGAUCUCAUGCUAACGUUGUUGAAAGUAGUUUUAAUCAACUAUGCCAAACUAAUUGAUGAGGAAACUUUGUGUCAUUAUCAUGAAUAUUGGAGACAUAUCAUUGCUAACUGUUGUUGCAAGUGUUAUAUGGCUUUUCAGUUUACAUCUGUAAGUGCGUUUCUUCCAUUAUAACAGUCUGUAACCAUCCUUUUACUUGUUGGUCCUAUGGAUAGGGUUUGGUCUAAAGAAUCUGAAUGACCAAAGGUUCUCAUAAGAGAUGCAUGACUAUUGAUAAUUGUUUAAUUAUCUUCAUGCAAAGCUGAUGUUUGAAGGUUGGCAUAACCACCUUUUGAAAAUGGGUGAAUGCUUCUCUAUAAUAUUAAUAUGAACCCUGAAAAUAUGUCAAUUCUUAAUAGAGGGUCUUAUAUUUUAAAGCUGUGGAGAGGAAUGAGAUACUUAAACCAGUGGUGCUGGCCUUAGGCCUUGUUCAUUGAGCUCAUAGUCUCCUCUUCUUCUUCCUUAGUCUCCUUCCCCUCGUUAUAUCUAUACAUAUAUCUGUAGUUCUAUAUACAUGUAACAUUAUCUGGGCCAAAUUCAUAACAUCCAGUGUGUGGGAGAGAUUACAAAAAUGGAAGAAGGAAAGAUAUCCAACUCCAAUCCACAAAGUUAGAUAAAAAAAUGCUAUCCAUAUGCUGCUUGUUUCAUACCCUUUACAAGGACAUGUUACACCAUUCAUAAAGUUGGCAUACCUAAUUGCUGGUCGCGGAGUCAUGGUCACAUUUGUCAUAACAGAGUUUGCACAUGCACGUCUGAUGGCUGCGGAGCCAGACUUGGAUAAUGAGAGGAAUAAGGUCAGGUACAUCGCAGUGCCUGAUGGAUUGUCAGAAGAUGAUGCACGGAAUGAUGAAGGUAAGUUGUUUCAGAGUAUAUCAAAAGUCAUGCCUGGUCAUCUGAGAGAAGUCUUAGAGAAGGUCAACAUGGAGGGUAAUUAGAUGACUUGUAUCAUAGCUGAUCCAAUGUUUGGGUGGGCUUUGGAGAUUGCCGAAAUGCUGAAGCUGAAGUUGGCGAUCUUCUGGACUUCUGCUCCAGGAGUUUUGGCCUUGAUACUUAACAUUCCAAAGCUUAUUGAGGAUGGGAUUAUUGACGCCAAGGGAUCUUCAAAAAUUGAUGGGAAGGUUCAACUGUCCACAGACCUGCCACCACUGACUAGUGCAGACUUUCUGUGGAAUUAUUCAGGAAAGCAGUCUGGGGAGACCAACUUCCAAUAUUUCUCUGGCAUUCAACGAAACAUGAAGCGUUGUGGCUGGCUUCUGUGCAACUGGUUUCAUGAGCUUAACCCCCAUGUUGCUAAUUUAGUCCCAAACAUGUUUCCACUUGGCCCAUUACUGGCAAAUGGAAAACCUGCUGCAUACCUUUGGCCAGAGGACUUGACUUGCUUAAGCUGGCUCCACAAACAACC